Molecule: messenger RNA, 1125 nt
Organism: Hylaeus volcanicus
Lineage: Eukaryota; Metazoa; Arthropoda; Insecta; Hymenoptera; Colletidae
Product: E3 ubiquitin-protein ligase RNF181-like
Exons: 4
Coding region: 16-468 (150 amino acids)
Biological process (GO): protein ubiquitination
Cellular component (GO): cytoplasm
Molecular function (GO): ubiquitin protein ligase activity
Source: RefSeq, a predicted model, not a curated record
GAAGAUUAACCACUGAUGGCGUUGAAAAUGUCGGAUUAUUUCGAUGAAAUGGGUUGGACACCACUAGGAGAUGGCGAGGCACCAAAUAAUCUAAUGCAAAUAGCAAGGCUCUUUCGAGAUUAUGGUAUGUGGAAUUUUUUGGGCCUCCCCAACGAACUACCACCACCUGCUUCAAAAUCUGCGAUUGAGAAUCUGAAAGAAAUUGAAGUUAGUUCUUCGGAUUCAAAACAAUGUCCUGUAUGUUUAAAAGACUUUGAAGCUGGAAUAUUCGCAAAGUGCAUGCCCUGUAAACAUACUUUUCAUACAGAGUGUAUAAUACCGUGGUUAGAAAAGACAAAUUCGUGUCCGCUAUGCAGAUAUGAAUUACCAACGGAUGAUGAGGAUUAUGAAAUGUAUAGGAAGGAAAAGCAACGUGCAGUGGAAAGAGAAAAAGAUUUAGAAACUUUGCAUAAUUCAAUGUUUUUGUAGAAAAGUAUAUGUAUAUAUGUAAACGUCAAGUGUUUUAUUUCUUAAUAUGAUCACAGAUGAGGAUGUACGUUACAGAAUUCUACAAAUAUUAUGUUUAAUGUGUUCAUUGCGGAUGGUUUUUUCAUGUACUUUCAUAUUUGAGGUGGUAUGAAUCAUGUGCACUAUAUAUCAUAUUUGAGUAAAGUAUAUAGCCUACCAAGAAGAAGAGUACAACAUGAGAUAGACCUUACAGCAGCAAAUAGAGAUUAACAUUGUCCACCGAAUAAAGUUAUUUUCAUAUUUAAGGAAUGUGAAGCAUCCUGGAAAAUCUGACAGAUGGAAGUCCGAUGCAUUAGAAGAUACAUGUAUUUGCAUGUAGUAAACAUAUUGUUAUACGCGUGAAAGUAUACGCUAAACUUUAAUUGGUUAUCUACAAAAUUGGCUUUGAUAAAGUAGCUUCUGUGAUUUUAUUCAAAAGUUUUACAUUCAUACAGUUGAUAUUUAUCUAUCCAGUUUAUCAGCACAAAAGAGAUGGACAUUCUUCUUUUGCAAGGCUAUCGUUUUGUUAAGCUGCAUUGUUAUAAAUUAAUCUAUUAAAAGUUAUAAUUAUACAUAAAUUAAUAUUUUUAAGUUGUAUGUUAUAAAUGAAUAAAUUGAAGCCAAACGCAUUAAAAAUCA